CACCAUGCCCGAGCGAGCACGCAAGAGCAACAGAAAAGCGAGCAAAAAAGCAAGGGAGAAAAAUAAAAUUUCAGCAGCAGCAACCAGCGCCAGCACCGUUCGUUUGCGUCUCGGCUGUGUACACGCGCGACUUCAAAAAGCUGUGAGUGAGAGUGUGUACUGAAAAACCCGCGAUAACAACACCUCCCCGUUUUCCAUCCUCCCCACACGAAAGUCCUUCCAGUGUGUUUUUUGCGUGUGUAUGUGCGUGCGUGUAUGUGUGUUUCGUAUGUAAUCGCGCGCGCUUAUAGCUAAAAAGAACGGGUGGUGUGUCGUGUUGUUUUCCACCCCCGACCCCUGCUAGUUGGUGAUCGUAGUUGUGUGGUGUUUGUAAUUGUGUGCGCGCGAGUGUUCUACGUGGAAAAUUCGUUAAAAGAAACCAAAGUGAUAACACAGCAUCAGAAAAGCCGGAGGCAGCAGCAGAAGCGCCGAGAGAAGAAAAAAAAAACACACACACACACAGCAACCCCCUUCCAAGUGGACUGCUUUUGCACGCGUGUGCGUGAGUGUGUAUGUGAAAGUGCAUACAAGUUGCAGCAGCGGUGCGCAGAAAGGCACACGACACGGAUUGGCUUCGGAGCUUCGCACAUCGUCGUAAUCUAAUCCCGUUCGGACGUCGGCGUGUUGCUUCCGUCAAGCUCGUACGGCACCGGACCGGACGAGAUAAAUCGUUGUUAUUCCUUUCUAAUUAAGAAAUUGAAAAGUGUAGCGCGGCGCAGUCCCCGAAACGUGAAAGGCGCACGAAGACAAACAGGAGCUGCGAGCCGAACGGACGCACGCACGGCGAAGUACACAACGCAACGCAUAAACCUCAUUAAAAGACAACAAACACUGCUGGGCAAAGGCAAGAACGAGAGUCAUCAACAACAAAGCAACACUCACACACAACUAAAAAAACACCCCAGAAUCGAAGCGCUACAAGACGCGUAUUCACAACCGGCACCGGCACAAUUCGAAGGCGGGAAGAGCAUUUGGAACAACCAUUUUGGGAGGGUGCUUUAAUCAUUUCUAUUUGCGCUGAAGCCACCGAGCCUAACCGCCAGGCCACUUGUCUGCUGUUUGUUUGCGGCCGAACCAAAACUUCCACCCCCGGGGGCGCGAACCGUGAAACACGCGGACACGGUGCAAAUAACGCAAGUUAAGAUAAAUUUCUUUUCUUCCUCGUCGAGUAGCGCGAGGUAAAGCAGUUGGCCAGCAGUUUGCUCAUCCCGACGCUUCGCGGACGCGGAGACAAAAGGACAAGCGCCUCGUACAUCUCUCAUCAACCUUCCGGAUCUCGCGGCACACCCGUCCCCAGGAGAGUAUUCACCACCUGUCCAAACACCCGCCUGCGCCCCCAUCAAACAUAUACACACAGCCAGAAUGGGCAAGCAAAACAGCAAACUGAAGCCGGAGGUGCUGGAGGACCUGAAGCAGAACACAGAAUUCUCAGAUGCUGAGAUACAAGAAUGGUACAAAGGCUUCCUGAAAGACUGCCCGAGCGGUCAUCUGUCGGUGGAGGAGUUUAAGAAAAUUUAUGGCAACUUCUUCCCCUACGGCGACGCCAGCAAGUUCGCUGAGCACGUGUUUCGGACGUUCGACGCCAACGGAGACGGUACGAUCGACUUCCGGGAGUUCCUGUGUGCACUGAGCGUAACCUCGCGCGGCAAGCUAGAACAGAAGCUGAAAUGGGCAUUCUCCAUGUACGAUCUGGACGGUAACGGAUACAUCUCCCGACAGGAAAUGCUGGAAAUUGUAACCGCCAUCUACAAAAUGGUCGGCUCGGUGAUGAAGAUGCCGGAGGACGAAAGCACACCGGAGAAGCGGACGGACAAAAUCUUCCGCCAGAUGGAUCGCAACAAGGACGGCAAGCUGAGCCUGGAGGAGUUCAUCGAGGGAGCAAAGAGUGAUCCGUCGAUCGUGCGGCUGUUGCAAUGUGAUCCGCAGGCGCAGUGAGCAAUUCCAUGCCGCGUAACAUGCUCCCCCUACUACACACCAUACACGCAACAAGCAACAAGUGCACCUCAACAGAACAGAACAGACACAGCAUGCUUGAGGCAGACACACUAAACGCGCAACUUCCAACAACAACAACAACAACAAAAAACACACACACAGAAAAGAAACAAACAUCACUUGUACACACAACAACCAAAACAAAAGCAAAAAAGCGUAUAUACAUUAUACAAAACAUAUAAAUAUACCUAUUAAUUUUUCCUUACACACUUCAAACUUAACAUUUAAAAGCAUAUAAAGUACGAGUUGAUAUGAAUCAAAACAAAACAAAACAAACAAAAAAAAACAUCACGCAAAACUAGCUAAACUCCAUCAAAAUUCCUCAAACGUUUUAAUAUAUUGUAAAUUGAGAUAAACAGCAGCAGUAGCAAGAGAGCAUCGGUGGAAAAUUGAUGAAUGAGAAUUCGUACGAAUUGAUUAUUAAUUAUUAUCGACAAGCUAGUACGGAACGGAAGGUUAACUAUUUUAAAAACAAAACGAAACAAAAAAAACCCAAACAGCAGCAUUGCAGCAGCUGCGACACAGAUAGUUGUAAUUGAUUGAAAGGAAACGUUAAAUAGUUUUCCCCAUUUCUUUCUACUUCUUGAUCGAAAUUUUUAUCUGUCCAAUGUGUGUGUGUGCGUUUGUGGUUUGCGAUUUGAUCGCAUAACCAUUUACAGAAGCAAAUUUAAGCCGACGAAGAAAGAAGAGGUCAGAUAAGGCUACAAAAAUUUAUUAUUAAAAAAAACGUUACGCGCACUUAAAGCAUCACGUUGAAAUUCUCUUGUAUAGUUCUUUCCCUAUUGCUAACCUAAUUCAGCUAUGAUUUUCACACUAAGAAGCGUAAACAUUUUUUUCCUUUGUUUUGAGCAACGCGUAAUGUGACUUCCUUCUUUGUUUAAUCUCAUUGACUAAUUGAGUAAAUAAGUAAUGCUGUUUUAUACUGUUUCGAUAAUCUCAGGAUUCACGAAUUUCAAAGCACACACUUAGGGUUAGGGAUUGAUUCGCCAGCGUAGGAUUUGUUUCCUUCUUGGAUUUAUUUCAUUACAAAAUUGUAUCGCCAUCACGUGCCACCUUUACCAAACUACAUGAAACACAAACAAAUAGCCGCAAUAGCAAUAGCAAUUCGGGGCGGGCUAACGUAAACACCAUUCACAACAACAACAAAAAUACACACAAAACGUGCAAACUUGUAAAUUUUUCUUUGCCUUUUCCAUUCUGUUUGGUGAUGCUUUCCUCCGUUACAUUGUGUUGAGCCAUGGCCGAUGCUUUCGGUAAGCGCUGGAAGAGGUACGGGAUUUGUGGCAAAAAGGCGGGUACGGGUGUGACUGUAGCUCCAGACAUUGCACCGACUAGUCUUAAACAUGCCCAAACAAAAGUCCUUUAUCUCUUCAGCACCACAGCAGCAGCAGCAGCAGCAGCACAUUGCCGAUCUAAUUAAGCCCACUUCUGUUAACACAUUAAGUUCUGAGUCAAUCGUGAUGACUGUUGCGUUAGCAGUACAUUAAUUCAUUUCAUUGUGGUGUGAUCGGUGUUGUGCUAUAUGCUCAGGCAAGCCAACAGAAAAGCUUCGCAUAACUCAACUCAACCACAAACAACGAUUAGCGAAAGCAUCGCAAACAGAACGAAGCAAAAAAAUGGAAGAAAAAGAAAGAAGCGUCUAAUGAAACAACACCGAACGAAACAUCAACACAAACACAAGCCCAACCCGCACACACGAAUCACACGAAUCACACCUCAUAAGCCUAACGACAAGAACUACAAUACAGAUAAAUGGAAUUUAUCGCUGCCUCCGCGAACUCACCUAGCAAAACAACAAACGCCCGAUGGAUCAAUGGCGCGCAAGAUAUGCAAGAGUAGCAGUGAGAAUUUAAUGCUCAAACCACACUCACUACGCCCACUCACUCACUCACUCACUCACCUACGAGCGCAAAACCCCGUGUAGCAAAGUAGUAGUCGUGGUGGUAAACGUCAGCGCGGGCAAAACAACAGAACUGUCAAAACUGUCAGAAUUGUAGGAACUCACCGGAAAUAAUCGAAUCGAAUAAUCAGCUUGUGUGAUUCAAUUCGAAAACGAACAAAAAAACACCACCGCUCCAGC
Molecule: messenger RNA, 4114 nt
Organism: Anopheles moucheti
Lineage: Eukaryota; Metazoa; Arthropoda; Insecta; Diptera; Culicidae
Gene: Nca
Product: neurocalcin homolog
Exons: 6
Coding region: 1402-1974 (190 amino acids)
Molecular function (GO): calcium ion binding
Source: RefSeq, a predicted model, not a curated record